AUGGUCGGACCGGCAAAGGAGGUCAUCGACAAUCUCGGCGUCGACUGCACCAACGGCGGCUCCUUUUACGUCUGCAACAGCAAGUCGGUCCAGUUUGUCGGUUGCUGCACGCUCGACCCAUGCAAGACAUCCGACGGCAACUGCCCCGACCAGAACCUCCGAAACACCACGUUCCAAGCGUACUCCUACAACCAAAUCAAGCCCCAGAAAUGCGUGAGCGAGGACCCAGAGGUGCAGUGGUUUGCCUGCGCCGCAUCCAAGCCUCCCUUCAUGGGAUGCUGCUCCGCCAAUCCUUGCCAGCUUGGUGGGUGCCCAGCAGACAAGCUCUAUGCCGCGAAGCUGAACGACAACCCCGAACUUGCCAGACCAUUUCUCACCGGGGUGCCGCAUGAAGAACUCUCCACCGCCGCGACUGCUGGGGUAGCUGUCGGAGUCACGUUAUUUGCAAUGCUCGUGAUCGGGUUGACGAUCUGGUGGGCUAAGCGGAAGACCAAGAGGACCCAGGAGCCUCGCCGGUCUCAAGGUAGCGGGACGGUCCCAGCGCUAGGAUACAGGUCGCCCUCAGUUCGGUUUCCCGAUAAGACCAAUCUCGGGUUGGGUAUGGGCCUGAAAUCUGCCUAUUCAAAGAACUCCGAGUACGACAUGACGCAGCGAAUCCCUACCCGACAGGACUCGCCCACCCUGUCACCACAAUCGAGAGGCCUCUCGCAGUGGAGCGAACAGUCAGUGCAUGGAAGCAGCGGCGGGACUCACCCUCACGGUUACCAGCAGUCGGAUGGGCGCGUACCAAGUGCCAUCUCAUCGGAUCAGGGGCAUUCUAGAAGAGAGAAGUGGAAGCAUCCCACACCUGUGGCGCAGGAGCUGCCCCCGGAGCAUCAGAUCUUGGAGUUGGAAGACACUUCGAAUCUAACACCAACUUCGGACACUGAGAAAUUGUGA
Clonostachys rhizophaga is the source of this 939-nucleotide messenger RNA. Lineage: Eukaryota; Fungi; Ascomycota; Sordariomycetes; Hypocreales; Bionectriaceae. The record is from the annotation of a GenBank genome assembly.